CGCCUUAACGCUUGUCAGCUUGUCAAUCAGUCCCAACGGGGCCGUUAAUGUCAUUGGGGCGGAUUAUCUGGAUAUACUCACUAUCCAAAACAUAACUUUUAGCACCGGUGACAUAGCCAGGAUAUCUAUAGAAGCGUUGCGCAACCACACGUUCGCCACAACUAUUGAGAAUUUGAAUACGGAAGACAAGUCGGAAGGACUGGUCACCACCGUCGAAAAUCCUAUCUGUGAUAGAUAUGCUGCCAUAUGGGCUAUCGGAGGGUUCCAGGCUGGAAACUCCGAAUCUUUCGCAAACUUCAGCACUGUUACUUUCUUCAACGCCUCGGCUCGUCUCGAUUCCGGAGAAUGGGUUGGUCCGCAGGAAGCGACCACUCGCGAAAUAACCACAGCCAGCGGGAUACCUCUCACUUCCACUACCGUCUCCUCUUCCAGUGUGACCAUUUUGUACCUUGGAGAACAACCUGCACAGGGACCCAGCACAACGCCGUGUCCCUGGGAGCCGCCUCACGAAUCCAGUGUCCCACCCGCCUCCCACACGGUAAGGCUACAUGGGCUCCCCAUCUUGCCCAUCCCAGGUGUGGCAGAGCUAGAGAGUCCCCCCGUCACACGUGGCCCCGGAGGCCCUGGAGGUCCUGGAGGUCCUGGAGGUCCUGGAGGUCCUGGAGGCCCCGGAGGUCCCGGAGGUCCCGAAGGCCCUGAAUGCCCUGAACAUCCCAAACGCCCCAACCCAUUCGGUCCUGGUCCCGUCUUCCCAUCUGGAGCCCCCACUCCAUCUGGUCUCCGAGCAACAAAACCGCCGUGCCCUCCCAUGCGUACGCCAAACCCCAUCCCGGACACUGAACAUGUCGGGUGCCACAACUCGGAUACGAAGAGACAUCCCAUGGAUAUGACGUGCCCAUUGGAUUAGUGAUUACUCCCAGACAACGCACAUGAUGUGCGUAACUCAAGAGAACAUUGCAGAGGGCUUAGGGAGAGCGUUUCGACUUUGGGCAAAGUUUGAAUAGUUGAUAGUUCAUUCUAGAAUCAUCGCGGUGGCGUGAAGCGCCGCGU
This is a messenger RNA of Cantharellus anzutake, 1050 nucleotides long. RefSeq lists its product as uncharacterized. The record is from RefSeq and is a predicted model, not a curated record. NCBI's taxonomy places the organism in Eukaryota, Fungi, Basidiomycota, Agaricomycetes, Cantharellales, Hydnaceae. The coding region runs from base 247 to 699 and encodes 150 amino acids. The transcript has 2 exons.